Zymoseptoria tritici IPO323 is the source of this 1052-nucleotide messenger RNA. RefSeq lists its product as uncharacterized. Lineage: Eukaryota; Fungi; Ascomycota; Dothideomycetes; Mycosphaerellales; Mycosphaerellaceae. The coding region runs from base 126 to 1052 and encodes 308 amino acids. The transcript has 3 exons. The record is from RefSeq and is a predicted model, not a curated record.
CGAUCCCAAAGUAACACAUACACACUUCAAUACGGCAUUGCGACACCAAGAAUACUCGGAGAACAUUAUCACAGCCACCACAGAUACCUCGCGCGGCUUAUACGAAGUCGCAGAAAGAUACUCCCAUGGCUUCUUACGAGCAGAUGCCGAGCAUGCCAGCCAACAACGAUACGAAUACGCCCGAACGAAGUCCCGCAAGACGACCUGCGGGUAUCACUCAAGCUCAGAAGCAGGCAUUGAUUGACAACCUACAACUCGAGUUGACUGAAAGGGCUCGCAAGCUCCGCGCGCAAACCGCAUUGCAAGCUCAGGGUUUGAGAGCACGACUGGAAAUGCGAGUGAAUAGGAUUCCACAAGGUCUGCGAAAGAGGAACAUACAAGAGCUCGUGGACGAACACAAUACAACAGCCAAGCCUGCACCGCCAGCAGCCAUGCCUAUUGUCGCAAGAGCACAAGCCGCGCAAGCGCCUCAGUCUACACUCGCGAAGACCAAGCAGGCUUCCAAGCGCAAGAGUGAGGACAUCUCGAUGGACGAGGACAAGGAGAACGAACCGUCAGAAAAUCCGAGAGAGCUCGCGAAUCCGAAGAAGCGUACCAAGACUACAGCCGCGACUGCGAAUUCGAAAGCCACGCGAACGAUAUCGCGAAAGCCAGGACCGUCAGGCGUGCUGUCUCCGAAGUCUCAUAACUCUCGCACUUUACCACACCCGCCGGCUCCGUUUAAGCCCUCGGCGUUGUCGCCAGAGAAGACGCAACCGACACGGCCAACAUCAGCUGCCCAGCAUGCCGUUCCGAAGGCGACACGUGCUCCAAGCCGACAGACGAAACGAGCUGUCGCACCCCAGUCGCCAGACAACGGACGAGUGAGUGAAGGAAGUGCGGCGAGUGCUGCAACGACGAUAAUGAGCAACGCGAAGACUGGCACUACCAAGAAAGCUGCGGUACCGAGGAAGGCGGCGACAGCAAAGGCUGCAACCGCGGGGCGGAAACCAGCCGUCCCUAAGCAAGAGCCGGUGGCAUCGACGGGUCGGACGUUGAGAAAGAGGAAUUGA